CGACUUAAAAAAAAGACCUCGACUUUGACACAGAGAUCAGACCCAAAAUCGAGAAUGGCGAAGCCACUGGGAGCAACGGGCGAGUUCUUCAAGCGCAGAGACGAGUGGAGGAAGCACCCAUCGCUCACCAGCAACCUCCGCCACGCGACGCCCGGCCUCGGCAUCGCCCUCGUCGCCUUCGGCAUCUACCUCGUCGGCGAGGCCGCCUACAACCGCAUCAACCGCUCCGAUCCUCACUCCGGUCAAUGAUCAGCGGAAACCCUAACCAAAGGUUUUGCUGAAAGAAUUUGUGGACCUUUUCCAGGAUUGUUCUUUUUCAUGUCGUGGCCUGAGAUCGCAUAUUUCUCAAGACAUUUGCUGGUAGAAUUUCUUAUAGGAUGUAUGAAUGCAUUGCCUUCAUUAUGUUUCUGAUAAUAAUUUCCCAACUAGGGUCAUAACACUUCACAUGUAGUAAUUUACAUUCUAUUCUGCAAACCUUGACAUCCUCAGCAUCUAUAAUAUUUUCCUGAUCUGUCUUUAUCAUUAGGAUGUCUCACUUUA
Molecule: messenger RNA, 540 nt
Organism: Asparagus officinalis (garden asparagus)
Lineage: Eukaryota; Viridiplantae; Streptophyta; Magnoliopsida; Asparagales; Asparagaceae
Product: NADH dehydrogenase [ubiquinone] 1 beta subcomplex subunit 3-B-like
Exons: 2
Coding region: 55-249 (64 amino acids)
Biological process (GO): mitochondrial respiratory chain complex I assembly; electron transport chain
Cellular component (GO): mitochondrion
Source: RefSeq, a predicted model, not a curated record